Anopheles aquasalis is the source of this 944-nucleotide messenger RNA. RefSeq lists its product as uncharacterized. Gene Ontology annotation, biological process: sensory perception of smell. Lineage: Eukaryota; Metazoa; Arthropoda; Insecta; Diptera; Culicidae. The record is from RefSeq and is a predicted model, not a curated record. Gene Ontology annotation, molecular function: odorant binding.
CAACAGUUGUUCUCGUUAGCACAGAACCAACCAAACAACCUCUCUCCCACUCGUACAUCAUGAAGACGUUCGUCGCUAUCGUUAUCGUUGCGCUGAUCGCUGGCUCUUUCGCUCUCACGAUCGACCAGAAAAAGAAGGCGGAAGGAUAUGCGGCCGAGUGCGUCAAGACGAGCGGAGUUGCACCGGAAACGGCGGCCAAGCUGAAGAACGGUGACUUUGCCGGGGCCGACGAUAAGACCAAGUGUUUCGCCAAGUGUUUCCUCGAGAAGGCCGGCUUCAUGACCGACAAGGGUGAGAUCGACGAGAAGACCGUCAUCCAGAAGCUGUCGGUUGAUCACGAUCAGGCCAAGGUCGAGGGUCUUGUGAAGAAAUGCAACCACAAGGAGGCGAACCCAUGCGAGACCGCCUUCAAGGCUUACCAGUGCAUCUACGCCGCCAAGGGUGCCUCCCUGUUAGACCUCAGCAUAUCGAAUAGUAAACACCUUGCGCAGCGCACAAUGCAGCUCUACGUUGUGGCGAUUGUUCUGGCGAGUGUUGCACUUGCCACCGUCGAGGCAGCAGAGGAUGGCACAGUGCAGCAGCCACAAGAACAACCCGAUCUGGAAGACGUUGGGAAGAUAGUGAACGGUGAAACGUUCGCGCUGCAAUGUUUGCUCGAAAGCGGGCUCAAGCUGGACUCGCUGGCAACCCUCACGGCGGCCGAUCUGACCGAUUCCGGGAGCAAAAUUAAGUGUCUGGUGAAGUGUUUCUUCGAGAAGACGGGCUUCAUGGACGGACAGGGUAAGCUGCAGCAGGACGUGGUGGUCGAGCAGCUGUCCAAGUUUAUGCCGAAGGAGCGCGUCGAGACACUGGUGAAGAACUGUGACAUCCAGGAAGUGGAUCCGUGCGAUACGGCUUACAAGGUGACCGAGUGUUACUUCCAGAACAAGGCUGGAUUGUUUUAG